CUGCACUCUUUGUUCUCCAUGCCGCAAACCCAACCUCCUUUCCCGCCCUGAAGCACAACCAAAACCCUCUUAACACCCCCCUAAUAGUCCCAAGAUUUGUUCCGUUCUUGGCUCCUCACUAUGAUCCAACCCGGGAAGCCGAGAGAGCGAGAAGCCCCAAAUCCAAUUUCAUAAGCUCAUAUCUGGUUCGAGCUCUUGGGUUAGGGGAUUUGUGGUGCCUUUGCUUGUUUGACCUGCCCUUGGAGUGUGAGCUAGCUCACUGGGAGCAGCAGAUCCGUGGAAAUAAACCCCUACAACCCCCCCCCCCCCCCCAAAUCUUGCAAAUAUCGUCGUUUUCGAGCUGGUUGAGGCUAGUCUCCCAUAAAGUUUUGGUUUUUUGGGUGAUUUUUGCUCUCGUUUCCCCCGAUUUGAGUGAGGUUUUUGGAGAUUUCUUGGGGGUUCUUGGUGGAUGGGAUUGGUGGCGGCGUGCCAGUAGCACAAGUGGAUCUGCGGUCUCCGGCGAUGUCUUCAGCUGACUCACUCGCCGCCGGCCGGAGCCGCCGCGCGGUGCCGCCCCUGCCCCGCCCCAAGCGUGUCCGCGUGUUCUUCGUCGACGCCGACGCCACGGACAUCGACUCAUCCAGCGAUGAGGACGAGCGCACCAAGCGGCGCGUGCGGGAGGUCAUCGACAUCGACGUCACGGCCUCGUCUCCGGCUUCGGCGAGGCCAUCCCUGAAGAAGAGGUUUGUGCCGGCGCCGGCGGUGCUUGCGCUGCGUCGCGUGUCCAAGGCCGGGGCCGGUUUCCGGAAGCGGUUCCGCGGCGUGCGGCUCCGGCCGUGGGGCAAGUACGCGGCGGAGAUCCGCGACCCGCGCCAGCGCAAGCGGCUGUGGCUCGGCACCUUUGACACCGCCGAGGAGGCCGCCGCCGUGUAUGACAACGCCGCGCUCCGCCUCAAGGGCUCACACGCCGUCGUCAACUUUCCCUCCACCCCAACCUCAUCUGCUGAGAUUCCUCCGUCGUCGCCGAGUAUGAAGCUCCGUCCUUGCCGGGAAACCGCCCGGGACACGAAGACCACCACCACCUCCGCAACCGACGCUCCUCCCUCGCACCAGGAGCUGACACCACCGCAGCCGCAGCCGGACGACGUCGCCCCGUUCUGCCCGUUCGCGUCCCCUACCUCCGUGCUUCGGUACGCCGACGAGGUGUCCCCGCCGGCGCUGCCGGCGUUCGACUUCCUCUAUGGCGGGCUCGGCGAGCUGGGCGACCUCGGUUCGGCGGCGGCGCCGUCGAAGGCGGCGGAGUUCGACUGGCUGCCGUGGUGGGAGGGCGAGGACUUCGUGACGACGGGCAGCAGCGCCGUCAGCGUGAAAUGACGGCCCUGCCCCACGCUACUCCCACAACCCUAUCGUGGCACCGUUUCCGCGCCCUGGGCUAGAAGUGGCGGGAGACGAAUGGGUGGCCGUGCAGCGGUAUUAAAUUAAAUAUUGUUUUAUUUAUUAUUU
This is a messenger RNA of Phragmites australis (common reed), 1482 nucleotides long. RefSeq names its product ethylene-responsive transcription factor CRF3-like. The transcript has a single exon. The coding region runs from base 502 to 1353 and encodes 283 amino acids. Lineage: Eukaryota; Viridiplantae; Streptophyta; Magnoliopsida; Poales; Poaceae. The record is from RefSeq and is a predicted model, not a curated record. Gene Ontology annotation, molecular function: DNA-binding transcription factor activity; DNA binding. Gene Ontology annotation, biological process: regulation of DNA-templated transcription.